GUUAUGCAUAAGAGACAUACAUUUGGAUUUGGUUCUUUGGUCAAUGAUGAUUAUAUUAUUAAUCCGGAUUAUAAACAGUAUCAAAACUUGUUUUUUUAUAUGUUUAACUGGGCUACGGUUGGGACUUUUAAAUGGAAGUACGCAAAGGGUACGCCUGAAAAUCCAGACUACAGUUUUGCUGUUAAUGCAAUGAAUAAAGUUCGAAAAAAUGGGUUAAAAGUGAGAGGCCAUAAUAUGUUUUGGGGAGUUCCACAAAAUGUACCCGACUUUGCAAAACAAAUGAACGGCACUGAAUUGAAUAGGACUAUCCAAGAUAGGAUCAAAUUUAUAACAGGAUUAACAAAAGGGAAGCUUGAACAUUGGGACGUAAAUAACGAACUUCUCCAUGGUCAGUACUUCGAAGAGACAGUUGGCGAUCCUCAUUAUUCACAGAAGAUGUACAAAGCUGUUCACAAAUCUGAUCCUUAUGCCAGACUCUUCUUAAACGAUUAUGAUGUUUUGGCAAUGGGAUCUAACACGGAUUCUUACAUUGACCAGGCUUUGGGAUUUGAAGCAGAUAAAACAGGAUUAGGGGGCAUUGGUCUUCAGAGUCAUUUCAGAGCAUUUACACAACCAGACCCAACUCUGUUAAAGCAACGUUUGGAUAAAUUAGCUUUGAUUGGUCUUCCAUUGUGGAUCACAGAGUUAACUUUAGAGGCAGAUAACGAAGAUGCUAGAGCUGAUUGGUAUGAAGAUGCUUUGAGAAUGUACUUUAGUCAUCCUUCAGUGCAUGGUGUCAUAUUUUGGGGAUUUUGGGACCAACCGGGUGGAAAUGCACACUCAUCUCUUGUUAACGGAUAUAAUUAUUAUAUAAAUAAAGCAGGGUCAAGGUACCUAAACUUAAUCAAAAAUGAAUGGAGUACUCGUGUCAAUCGGAAUCUGACAUCUGGACCCAAAAUCAGUCUACGAGCUUUUAUGGGAGACUAUGACUUAACAGUAUUAUACAAGGGCAAACAUAUACAUUAUGAAACCUUUAGUCUAGAUCUAUAUAAGGAUAUCUCAAUCAAAAUCCAUGACAAUCCAACUGAAAUUACCAUACCACCAACAGUAGAUCCCUACGCAGCGGUCACAGCUCAUCCAGAUAUCAGCCAUAAAGAUGAACAUGUUGUUGGCCAAGCGUCUGUGAAACCUAAUGCUGGGAACAAUUUAACAUGUGAAACUAGAUGGUCAGGAUUUUCAGAAAUUGGCGAUGAUAAAAAUGUAUGGGCCGAAUGUCCCGAUGACAAGAUCUUAACUGGGUGUGCCAGUGUGUUGAAGGAUAACGACUGGCAUAAGGAUGGCGAAGAAAUACGGAUGGAAGGGGGAAAAGCCAGAUGUUAUGCUACAAAUGGAUAUCGGACGUUUGGUCCUGUCCAAGCUGUUGCUAGAUGUUGUAAAGUAGAAGGUUUACAAUGUAUCUAUAAAUCUGCUGGUAUGUCUGAUAUUGGUAUUGAUGACGAAGCUGCCAUAACCUGCCAGAAUGACGAAUUUCCUCUAGGAUGCGGAUCGAAUACCUGGGUGUCUUCAACUGAUGGGGCAUUUCCUGUGAAUAAAUCCUGUAUAGCACAAAAUGAUGGAACUGAAUUAGGCGUGUUUGUAACAGGAAGUUGUUGUAAAGCACCACACAUGAAUUGUGAAGUUCGUUGGUCACCAGCUAGUGGUUUAUUACAAGGUGCCCUAACUAACGUUACAUGUCAGUCAGGCUGGACACUCACAGGCUGUUCAGCUUUCUCUAAGUACGGAAGAACUGCAGGGUCAUUUAUAAACACAUUAAAUGGAGAAGUACAUUGUUGUGCUGUCAAUGGUGGAGAUAAAUAUCCAGGAGAGGAAGGUGUUAAAGCUGUAGCUACAUGUUGUCAAAUCAAGUAAAUUAUAAAUCCCCAUAUUUUACACAAUAAAAC
Patella vulgata (common limpet) is the source of this 1919-nucleotide messenger RNA. RefSeq lists its product as uncharacterized. The transcript is spliced from 13 exons. Gene Ontology annotation, molecular function: hydrolase activity, hydrolyzing O-glycosyl compounds. Lineage: Eukaryota; Metazoa; Mollusca; Gastropoda; Patellidae. Gene Ontology annotation, biological process: carbohydrate metabolic process. The record is from RefSeq and is a predicted model, not a curated record. The coding region runs from base 4 to 1887 and encodes 627 amino acids.